AUGUCCCUGUACAGGCUAGUAUAUGAAAAAUCUUGUCAUUUACCUCUGGAACUCGAGCAUCGCGCGUAUUGGGCUAUCAAAUAUAUGAAUUUUGACCUUCUCUCUACUAAGGAGAAGUGUGCUGAGCGCUUGCUUGAUUUGACUGAGUUCCGGUACCUAGCGUAUGAAAGCGCUAAACGUUACAAGGGAAUGAUGAAGUUCUAUCACGACAGGAAGUUUCAAAAGAAAGAAUUUAGUGAAGGAUCCAAGGUUUUAUUGUAUGAUACUAGGCUCCACUUAUUCCCAGGGAAAUUGAGAUCACGGUGGACUGGGCCUUAUAUAGUCAGACAAGUUCUUCCAAGUGGAGCCAUAACAAUCAGUAAUUUGGAUAACCCCAGGGAAAGAGAUUCCUUCCUAGUUAAUGGAGCGAGGCUGAAGCCGUAUAACGGAAGGCCUAUUUUGCAGUGGGCUGAUACAGAGAUAAAUCUAGUUGAGGUGCAGAAACUCGCUCAGUGA
Molecule: messenger RNA, 495 nt
Organism: Andrographis paniculata
Lineage: Eukaryota; Viridiplantae; Streptophyta; Magnoliopsida; Lamiales; Acanthaceae
Exons: 1
Coding region: 1-495 (164 amino acids)
Source: RefSeq, a predicted model, not a curated record